Molecule: messenger RNA, 1419 nt
Organism: Vicia faba (fava bean)
Lineage: Eukaryota; Viridiplantae; Streptophyta; Magnoliopsida; Fabales; Fabaceae
Source: the annotation of a GenBank genome assembly
AUGGCUCUCCCAAUUGAAGCAGUAAAGGAUAUCAAUGAGUCAAAUGAUUUAUGGAAGAUUGCUGUUAGGUGUAAACAUUUGUGGAUUGUGACGGGUGCUUCGAAAAAGGAACACAUUGAGAUAAUUUUGGUUGAUUCUAAGUUAGAUGUGAUUCAAGUCAUUGUGCCACCCUUCUUGGUUUCAAAAUUCAAGGAACAUCUCGCGGCUGGAUGUUCAUACAUAAUGCAAAAUUUCAAAGUGUCAAACAAUGAUUUCUCUUUUAAGUCCACUACUCAUAGUUUCAAGUUGGUGUUCUAUGGGUCAACUUCUGUUAAGAAUGCAAAACUCCCUGAUAUUCCUAUGGAUUACCUGAACAUUCUUCAUUUGGAUGCCAUUGUUGAAGGAAAAUUCCAGUAUAAUGUUUUGGUUGAUAUUCUUGGAGGAGUGAUCGAGAUUUCUCAAACCCAAAUCAAUAAUGAUAACAACAAGAGCAAAGUUGUGUUUUCAAUUAUUGAUAAUAGAUCUGAAGUACAAUGUACUCUUUGGGGUCAGCUUGCCAUACCGUUUCACGAUUAUUAUAAAAGUCAUAAGGAAGAUGGUAAUAUAGUUGUUUUGCUGAUUAAUGCCAGGAUAAAGGAGGCUCAAGGAGGGUUUCCUUUGAACAUCUCCAACGCUUGGAAUGACACAAAGUGGCUGAUUAAUAAUUUUACCCUUGAUGAAUCUGAAUUGCCAUUAUUAUCUUCAUCAAGUCUUCAAGUGGACAUAACACAAAACUCAUAUUAUUCCGAGUUCGAUAAGUUUCUAUGGAAGGCAGAAAUUUUAAGUCUUGCUGAAAUAACAAUUCUGCAACACGAGACUACAUGUGUUACUGUUGCAACUUUGGAUAAAUUUGAGGCUGGACAGCCAGGCUGGUAUUAUGAUGGAUGUGUUGGUUGCACAAAAAGUGUGUCAUUGCAGGAUGGAAAGCUGGUAUGUUAUUCCAAACACAUUAGUCCAGAGCCUGUACCAAGGCCAUAUUCAUUUUUUUGGGACGGAGAUUGCGUCAAGUUGAUUGGGAAGUCCGCUCUUCAAAUUAAAAAUGAAUUGAUAAAGGCCGGUGAAGAUGAUCCUCUUGAAUUCCCUUAUGCACUUGAUGCAAUUCUAAAGCAAGAAUUGGCUAUUAGGGUUGUUUUUCAGCCUAACAAAGGCCAACUUUCUGUCAUUAGUUGCAAAAUGAUGAAGAUUUUCCUUACUUCAAAGCUUCUACCAACGGAGCCUUCGUCCCAAGAUGAAUCAAUAUCCUUUACUGAACCUUUAUCUGCAUCUAUCGAUUAUGACCCUGCUGUUGGAAAUUCAAGCCCGACUCCAUCAAAAAGGACUUUACCUGAUGUUGUUGAAGAUAUUGAGAGUGUCCAACUUUCCUCAACAAAGUUAAUUAAGGAUAUAAAGAAGGAGAAGUAG